Psylliodes chrysocephalus is the source of this 522-nucleotide messenger RNA. NCBI's taxonomy places the organism in Eukaryota, Metazoa, Arthropoda, Insecta, Coleoptera, Chrysomelidae. The record is from the annotation of a GenBank genome assembly.
AUGAGUGGGGUGAACGGGGGAAAACCACCUGAUCCUCCUCCCUUGAAACAUAGUGAAGAAAUACUAAAUGAGGAUACAGCUAUGGACAUUUCGACAGACCAGGAAGUUAAGGUUAAUAAAAAUAAUUCUCAAAUUGAUCAAAACGCACAUGUAAGUAACUCUAUAUUUUCUAAUAUUCCAAAAGAAUCGCAAGGAACAAAGGAAAAUUCCACUACAGUUAACGCAGAUAAAGAUCGAGCAAUAAAAACUAGACCAGAGUUUUUAUAUGGCAAGUUCGAUUUAGGUCCGUUUCACAUUUAUAUCGAGAAUAAUUUAGUUGAAUUUAAAGGUAAAUUAAAUGCUUUAAGAAUUGGGGAUAUCAUCCUUUCAACUUUUCCUGAAUUAGACAACCUGAUUGUGAGUAUUGAUUCCUCGAUUGAUUCUAUUGGUCGAAAUAGGAUUAGAAUUAAGUUAAAAGACUACAAAUCUGCAAAUUUUCUUAUAAAGAAUAAAAAAUCUAACAUAUUCUUGAAAAAUAGUUGA